Messenger RNA from Heterobasidion irregulare TC 32-1, 684 nucleotides. RefSeq lists its product as uncharacterized. Bases 1 to 684 code for a protein of 227 amino acids. NCBI's taxonomy places the organism in Eukaryota, Fungi, Basidiomycota, Agaricomycetes, Russulales, Bondarzewiaceae. The transcript has a single exon. The record is from RefSeq and is a predicted model, not a curated record.
AUGACCAGGCCACCCUCAGUGUUGCUAGUCGUCUCCGAACCAGGAUCUCCCCCUCCUCCUUCGGCCGUUCCUCAAGGGAGUCCAGCGGUGGCAUCCGGACCGCUCCCAACCAUCAGUAGAAAGAGGCCAGCAUCGGAUGCAAACCGCGCAGGUCGGCAGCCGGCACCAAAGCGUUCAAGAACGAGCAAGGGUGGAUCGCGCUCCCAGCAUCCACGACGGACAGCAAAUCCGGUCGGACAGCCUCAAGCUUGUCCGGACUACGAGAGCAAUGCCCUCAGCCAGCACAACCUUACAUCAAGCACCUCCAACUGCGAGGAUAACAUCCUCGCAGAUGAAAUAGUCCCCGACACUGUAACCGUGUUGGGACGAGGGCCGCCACCGUCGCGGCCAGCAAAAAGGACUCGACAGGGGAACAAAAAGAAGACACCGUAUCUCAGCACCGAGUUCAAUUGCCACAUCUGCAAGACCGGCUUUGUUAGGCUGCCCGAAUUGGAGCGCCACAACGGGACCGCAGGGCAUGCAGAGCAAGCCCGUCAGGAAGGCAUUGAGGUGGUCAUCGAGGUCAACGACUCGUUGAGGUGCCCAGUACCGCGCUGUAAGAUCGUCAAGCCGUACAGCCGGCGGGACGCGCUCAUGCGGCACAUGCGCGAGAAACACCCUAGAGUCCCGAUUCCCCGAACCUGA